GCAGCGACACAGCGGAGAUCUCUGGCUGGGAAGGCUCGCUCGCAGGGGCACCUCCCCGGGCUCAGUCCCCGCCUCCUCGUUCCACUUCGACUCCGCCUCCUCGUGACUCGUCCCGCGGUCUGCUGUGGUUUAGCUGCGCUGAGGCGCUUCGUGCGCGGGAAGUGCAGCGCCGCCGCCGCCGCCGCCGCCCAGGUACCCUGAGCAGCAGCAAGUCGCUUCCCCGCCGGCGGCGAUGUCGGCGUUGGAGUGGUUCGCGCACAAGUCCCUGGGCGGCGGCAUCUACUGGAUCCAGGAGCGCUUCUACGAGUCUGGCAACCGGGCCAACAUUUGGCUGGUGCGCGGCUCGCAGCGGGACGUGGUGAUCGACACGGGGCUGGGGCUGCGCAGCCUCCCGGACUAUCUGUACUUGGCUGGGCUUUUGGGCACCGACCCAGCCCAGGGCGACGAGGGGCAGCAGCAGGGCCGCGGGGAAGACGAGGAGGAGUCGGGGGCCAGCGGGCGGCGGAGGCCGUUGCUAGCGGUGGCGACCCAUGUGCACUUCGACCACUCGGGCGGGCUGCACCAGUUCGAGGAGGUGGCCGUGCACAGCGCCGAGGCCGCUGCGCUGCGCCGCGGAGACAACUACGAGACCGUCACUUGGCUCUCGGACAGCGAGGUGGUGCGGCAGCCCAGUCCUGGCUGGAGCGCCCGGCAGUUCCGAGUGCGGCCCGUCCAGCCCACGCACAUCUUGCAGGAGGGGGAUGUCAUCAGCCUUGGUGACAGACAGCUCACUGUCAUGCAUAUGCCUGGCCAUUCAAGAGGAAGUAUUUGUUUGCAUGACAGAGAACGGAAGAUUCUGUUCAGUGGAGAUGUUGUAUAUGAUGGCUCAAUGAUUGACUGGCUUCCCUACAGCAGGAUAAAUGACUACGUUGCAACCUGCCAGCGACUAAUAGAAUUGGUGAAUAGGGGUCUUGUGGAGAAAGUUCUUCCGGGGCACUUUAACACAUUUGGAGCUGAACGGCUGUAUCGUUUGGCUUCCAACUACAUUUCUAAUGCGGGGGUUUGUCACAAAGUUUCUACAUGUGCAAUGAGAUCAAUUGCUAGUCUCGCACUUCGGGCAACAAAUUCUAGAGUCACUUCAUAGUACAUUUGUAAGAAUUACUACUGUAAAACCCAAUGGCUUAUGUAAAUUUCUUCAAAGGAAAAGUUGGCUGAUAAGCCAUGAAGAUUCUAAUUUUUCUCUACUUCAUUUCUAUUGAAAAGAAAAAGACCAAUAUAAGCUAAGCUAGUAGCUGUGCCAAAGCUACUAAUUUUUCCUUCUAUUUUUUCAGGGCAGGUUUGCACAUAAGUUGAAUGCCAUUUGACAGUUAUUCUAAAUACGUUGUUUUGUAUUUUACAGCCUUUUGAAACAUAAUAUGCUACAAUGAAGUUUUCCACCUGUGUCAAACUUUUUGAUUAUGUCUUGAGUUGGAAAUUUGUGUUCAAAAUAUAUUUUAAAUGGCUAAAAUUUAGUAUAAGCAGUAUAUUUUGUGUGUGUGUGUAUUGCAAGGGGGAGGGAAUUGUAACAUUCCACUGUCUUGUACUGAUAAAAGAAUUUUAUUUUUAUUGUAUGGAGUGAAUGUAACCUGCAGUGAUGACCAAAUGUUGUUGUAAAGCACUUCAUUACAUACUGCUCUUUUUGAAUAAAUGUGUUGCAUUUGACUGUUGUUUCUAAAACCAAUGAAAUGUCAGUGAAUAUUUGAAGAACAUUGCUUGCUCUUUAUAUGUGACUUUUAAAAGAUACUAAAGGUUUAGGUGUGAGUGCAUAAAUGUUAAAAACUGUUCUUUAAAAUUUACAGUACACCCAUCUCUGAAGGUCCUUCACUUCUUAACAGCUAAAGAAACACAUCAGUAUUAGUGAAUGGCAAGCUGUUGUGAGCACUAAAAGAGUUCCCAGUAGAGAGCAAAUUUUGUGGAAGGUGGCUGGCAAGAGCCACAGCGGUGCUGAGUGCCCUGGCUACAGACCUCUUUCAGGUUACAGGGUGUGAGUGGGAAUUCAGGUAAAUGUUUUGCUACCUGCUCCCACCUGUCCAUGCUAUUCUUCCACUUUUGCUUCUCUUUCUGUCCAUUUUGCAUAUAUCAUAUUUUCAAGCAACUUAACAAAAACACCCACUUCAGUUAUUUGUCUUUUCCAUCUUAAAAAUGCUAACUCUUUGGAGCUUUACCAAUUCCUUGUGUGAAGACAAAGGUUUUCUACCUUGUAACUGCGAAGUGGCUACUAACUUGAAUGUUUGAAAUUCAGUGGCUGACAUCCAUAAAGUGAAUUCAUGCAUGGAGGCAAUGGGCAACUUUAGCUGAUCUCCCCCUUUCCUCUGUGCCUCCCAAAAAUAUGUCGCUGAAGACUGCAGGACACCUAGGGACAUAUUUUCAGGUAGCACAGAGGGUUGCAGAAUGAAGAGAGGAUCGGCAAAAAUCAGCCCUUCCCAUUGCACGUGUAUGACAUUUAUUAUGUGCAAUAGUAGUCAAGUAGCAUUAACAGUGGUCCAUCCUUGAGAGAAGUGUGUGACUUCAGGGUUGUGGCCAUCAGAUUUUUUUCAGCCUCUAAAAAAUUGAUGAUUACACAAUAUUCCCCCACUAUCAAAGAGCACUGCACAACCAGAGUUAGACUCCAGUGUAUUGAGCACUUUAGCCCUGAGUAGUCUCAAGGGUGGAAAGAGGGAUGUAUUCGUUUUGUAAAUGUUAACAGUGCCUGUUCUCUGUUGUAGACCGGAGCAGAAUAGUAAGCAGGAUGAUCAGACUUGCCAGUCUAUUUAGUGAUGAGGUGAGCAAUUUAUUUAGCUCUAGUCUUUUAAUGUUGCUGACUACUUCAUUUUAGCAGUAAGCUUUGGAAGUAUUGUCAUAAUAACCAAAACCACAAAUUUAGUACCCCUUUAAUGCUAGGAAAAAGGAUUUCAGAUACCAUAAACUUGAAAAGGAAUUAUGGUUUACAAAACAUUUUUAUAAGCUUAGCUAGCACAGAUUGUGUUACUUCGAAGGCCAUUGCAGAAAUAAUGGAGGGAUCUUCUUGACUUGGUUAAGAGAUUAGGAAAGAGUUCUGGGAUCAUGCACUCCCUAGAGUGAAUGCUGGUCCUGCAUUAACCAGAGUUAAGAGUUGUGUCAACAGCAUUCUUAAGGCUAACCUGGAAUUAGAAGUAGCUUUGGAUUGGCCUUCUGUGAAAUGCUAGUGCCUUGUCUCUCUCCUGCAGCACUGUGGACUUUGUGGACUGAACUGCUCCAAAAUGAUUGUGCUGUUCUGGAACACUUAAGACACUAAUGAUAGUUUUGCCCCAGAGGUGAAGGAAACUGCUUGUUUUGAGCCUUUCAACUUGCUCCCCCAACCUGCCAGUGUUGUCAAAGUUCUUUCCCAAAUGCCUUACCCUUGUGUAACACUUACUAGACAGCUUAUUGUGAGAAUCCAGUGGAGCAGUUCUGUGACUGCCAAAUAUUUGUUUACACUGAAAAACUGAACCGAGUUCCUAGUUUCUGCUAUUGGAAUGGUCACGUUGAUUUCUCAAGUCAGCAGUUACCAUUAGAAGAUGCAAACUGCUGAUUUCUAAGUUUAGCAUUUAUUUCUUACCUUAUCAAAUUAAUGCCCACAAAGCCAGAUUAUGUACUGAAAUAAAUAACGACAUGCCAAUCUUGGGAAUUGUGGUUAGGUGGGAAGGAGUUUCACAGCCUCACACCUACUCAGAAGCAAGUCCCACUUGGUUCAGGUAGACUAAUUCUAGUUCAGUGUGUUGAGGUUUGUUGCUUUAGUCAAAAUGUUAACUGAUAAGUGAAUUGCACCUCAGCUUUUGAUUCAUGUUGGUUAGUAAAGUACAAUUCCAGAAUGGGAAGGUAUAUAACUUUAUCUUUUAUCUCAAUUAUUUUUAUAUUAUAAAACCUUAACUGAAAGGAAAGUUACUAAAGUUACUCCUUUCACUUUCUGAAAGGAAGUUAUUAAAGAUUUUGACUUUAUUCACUAUUUGUUUGGUUUUUGAAGUAUAUACUUUCACUGUAAAUGUUACAAUGUGAAGCAUUUAAAUAGUUUUGUUUGUAAAAAGGCCCCCUAUAGAUUCAGUAUAUGGCUGCUGUUAAUGACUUUACCAGGGUAUGGGUUUGUGCUAUAAACUGGGGUUUAAAGGCCUUUUAGAAAUGUGCACACAUUGUACUGUAAUACUGAAGUAACUUUAGUAAUGGUAUAUGCCACUUUUCAUGGAAAAAUGUAUAUUAUUUUAUCCUAGAUAUUGAUAAUAAAAGAAUUAUGACACAAAA
Messenger RNA from Hemicordylus capensis (graceful crag lizard), 4251 nucleotides. It is a transcript of the gene MBLAC2, whose product is annotated as metallo-beta-lactamase domain containing 2. Bases 233 to 1123 code for a protein of 296 amino acids. NCBI's taxonomy places the organism in Eukaryota, Metazoa, Chordata, Lepidosauria, Squamata, Cordylidae. The record is from RefSeq and is a predicted model, not a curated record. The transcript is spliced from 2 exons.